Messenger RNA from Hordeum vulgare subsp. vulgare (domesticated barley), 1410 nucleotides. RefSeq lists its product as uncharacterized. Lineage: Eukaryota; Viridiplantae; Streptophyta; Magnoliopsida; Poales; Poaceae. The transcript has a single exon. The coding region runs from base 396 to 1175 and encodes 259 amino acids. The record is from RefSeq and is a predicted model, not a curated record.
AAUUUUUUUGAAAGGUCUUCACCGCGACCUUCAUUGUUAUCGCAAAAAUAAAAGAGGAGGCUCAUCUUUAAAUUUUGGCAGGAACCAAGCAGCAGAUCACACGUCCAAAACAUACUUUUCUCACAGAGGCUCUCUCACGCCGCUCCCAUGGGCGGCUCGGGAGAGCAAAAUCCAGCCCGCCGUCGGGAGGCCACCCACCGCGGCUGCUCCCCUUGCCGUCGCUAGUGUGUUCAGCAGGGCAAAGCCUGUGCAGUAUAGGCGGCGGCGGGGCCGUCGAUCACUUACGCACAGGCUCAAGUGGCGCGCGGGUGUCCCGAUUUGGUGGGGGCUGGAGCUCAGCGAGGUGAGGUGUGUGGAGGAGUGCGAGUGGGGCGCGCUCGCGACGUGCUUGCGCCAUGGCGCGCUACAGGUGCGGGGCUGUGCGGAUCUCGCUUGGGCAGGUGGGGAUGGCUCGGGGCUGCGCGGAUCUGGCACAGUCGCCGGUGCGCGAGGCGAGCGGAGGUGUGGGGUUGCACGGACGACCGGCUGCUGCAGUGUGCAUCCUUCGUUCCGGUGUGGCGGAUCCGGCUAGCAUGUUGGGGCUUGUUUUGGGGAGGCGACGACGCGCGGUUGCGCACAGGCCGGCCAGAUCUGGGCAUGUCCAAGCCGGAAGCUGGUUGCGGCGCGUUGUGGGAGAGGUUCGAGGAUGCGGCUGCUGUAGUUGUGUGCGGGUCGGCCAUGACCUGUACUUGCCGGAUGGUGGUGGUGCUCGGUUGCUGCUUGACGGAGGAGGGAGGCUCCAUCCGCGGUUGGAUGCAGGGUGCAGGACCCGAUAUGGUCUCUGCAGGCCCGUCGUCGAGGAGGAAGGCUGGUGGUCCUGCACAGUGGUGGUGUGCUCGCCGGAUGGGGGAUAUGCGUGGUCCAGUGGAGGUACGGGUCGACCUCGGCCUACUGCAUGUGAGUGGGUGCACCGGGUGAAAGCCUGGCCGAUGCUGGCCGGCCGCCGGCUCCCGCGGGCUUCGCUAUUCUCCUUGGAGGCGUCGUUUGGAUUCUUCACAGCUUAUGCUCAUGGAUCAUGUUCUUCGGGUGAAAGCCCACAUCCCGAUGCAGGGUCGGGCGAUGGCGUCGUCUUCAGCGUCGUUCCCCUAUUACGGCGUCGUCUUGAAGCUCUUGAUCCCCUCUGGUGCUUCCUAUGAUUGGACGUGUACAGUGCCUUGUGUGGCAACAAUGAUGGUGAUGAGCAAUAUCGGAGGUAUGGUAUUGGUCGUGGUAGUCGACUCUUCUUCUGCGAAGUGUCUGUGGAGUUGCCUCGACUGCUUGUUGUUGUGAAGUUGAAGCCGCGGUGGCGGUGUCAGGUGGUAUAUGAUGACGCGUGGUAGUCGGUUCGUUCCAUGAUCCUCCGUGACGUCAACCUUGCCUAGUUUCUUCGUA